Molecule: messenger RNA, 18906 nt
Organism: Coregonus sp. 'balchen'
Lineage: Eukaryota; Metazoa; Chordata; Actinopteri; Salmoniformes; Salmonidae
Source: the annotation of a GenBank genome assembly
GUGUUUGGGGGUUAUUAUCACUUCCGGCAUCACACCAUGGUGAAGAGAUCCCUAUCAGGCCACAGGGGAACACACGUACGACUGCAGAAGGAACCACAGGUAGGUUACUGUACACAGCCAAUGCACCAUACAGCAAGGUUUGGCAAAACUUCACUACUCAAAUGGGUGCCAUGUUGCCAACAUAUGUUCCAAAACAAUUAGGCCUACAAGUAAGAAUGCAAAUAAGAACGUUUCUAUCAUGAAACAUUUGGUGCCAUCAUGGAUGACAGUUUGUCAAACUCUCUACGUACCGUUCCCUAUAUCAACAGCUUUGCACACUUCCAUCCAUAUGCUUCUGAUCUGACCUCCCCCCAGGUGUGUGGAGUCAUAAAUAUGGAAAUCGUCCUCCAAACAACACAACAAUAACAGCUGGACCUGUCUGUGUGUUUGCGUUCUCAUUUUGCAGCGUGUCUUGUAGAAGCAUUGUUUUUAUCCAAAUGUUAAUGAGAAGAGGAAUCCAGACAUUGGUCCAUCUGUUACACAAAGACGUUCACAGCUCGAGGAGUCAGCUUCAUUUAGGCAGCUGGCUGUAACUGAGCUCUCAGCUCUUUCAGCCCUAGAGAACAAGUCUUUUUUACCUCAAAGUCGCUUGUUCUAUUCAAAUCCUAUUCAAAACUCUACUUGUCAAGUUCAGUUCCUCUAGCAUGCGCUCAUUCUGCAUUCUGCAGUAUAGUUACAGGCAGAACUCUGUUGUUUGGAUGAGGAGAUGGAGGUAGGUGACCUUGUCUGCAGGGUAGCUAAACACAGGGGACAUAGUUAUAAAGUGAAAGCAGGCGUGCCAUGAAUAAUCUGCAGCUAGCUGUCCCUCCUAGCCAGAGUCAAGUGCUUGAAAGUAGAGACAGGUUUUCCUGAUGUGGGGUACAAAAAAACAUAAUGAGAAAGGCUGAUGUAGAUGCUUGUUGCAAUUAGGAACAGUAUACAGGAGCUGUCAAUAGUGUAGGUAUCUAUCCCUUUCUUCAGAGGCUUUUCUGCCCUUUUUCACCCACGCUUAGCUAUGUCAACCUAAGUGGAUAGUGAGCCACUAGGCUAUGAGAAGCUAUAGAAAGCUGUGGGUGUGAGUCUAGCUGGAAGCUCAGUGAAGAUGACAUUCAAAAAGGAAUAAGAUACAGUAGGCAUUAAAGAUAACUGGAGAACUAAGAUCUGUGAGAAAAUAAUAAGAUGGGGAGAUCAGAUGAGAUAGGAAGGAAUGUGAGAGGGAGAUGGAGGCUGGAAUCCGUCUAACUUAGGGUGCUGUUAUCUCCCGAGUGGCGCAGUGGUCUAAGGCACUGCAUCGCAGUGCUAGCUGUGCCACUAGAGAUCCUGGUUCGAAUCCAGGCUCUGUCGUAGCCGGCCGCGACCGGGAGACCCAUGGGGCGGCGCACAAUUGGCCCAGCGUCGUCCAGGGUAGGGGAGGGAAUGGCCGGCAGGGAUGUAGCUCAGUUGGUAGAGCAUGGCGUUUGCAAUGCCAGGGUUGUGGGUUUGUUUCCCACAGGGGGCCAGUAUGAAAAAUAAAAAAAUGAUGUAUGCACUCACUAACUGUAAGUUGCUCUGGAUAAGAGUGUCUGCUAAAAUGUAAAUGUGAUAUUUGGGUAGAAAUCAGUCUUACUAUAUAUAUACUACUUCUGUAAUUUGAGGUAAAGAGUGUUUUCCUGGAUAUAUCCCUAUGCUCAUUCAGGUGCACUCUUUAGACCAGUUUCAAAGGGCAACUUCAACCUGGUCACACACAUACUCUAGUUCCCCCCAGGCUGCAGGUGAGCAGGGUUCAGGCUGGGGAACAGCUUGUCCAGGGCAACCUCACUCUAACAGCCAGGCCAUGGGCACUCUGGCAGACAGCGACCACAGCAGUAGAGCUGCCAAUACACUUUAGACAAGGUCAAAUGUGUGUGGGUGCGUGCACAACUGUUCUGAAUAAAACACAUUCAGUGUGUGUUGGAUUUGUGUGUUUUCCCCAAGAUGGAUGUAUAAAAAAUGGUUUCAUCUAAAUAUUAAUGAACUAAAUGUUUUUGCUGAAAGUGCCAUAAUACAGAGAAGGGAUGACGCUUUAUAUGUUGGUGACUAUAAUGUAAGGCUUAGGUAAAUUAGUGCAUGUAAAGCUUCAGCUAGAUCCUCUCAGUUUAAUCCUGGACCUGUCUCUCCCAUUCCUCCCAUUGUCUUGUGUCUUCAGCCCUGCCUGGCUGACACACCGCUUAGCUCCAUUCACGUUGAAUAAUCACACACUGCAAAGAUGACAUUGACAGAAUCGCAUAACCCCCGCCAUUAAACCAGAGACUUUUUGUCAUCUCUUCUCUCCCUCUCUCUCCUCGCUUAUACUCUCACACUCUCUCUCUCCGUGAGGGACAGAAGGAAUCUAUUUGUUUCGGGACAGCUUUUUUAUUCGGUCUUAACAAACCUCACUGUUACUUAUUGCAUACUUAGGAGGGGAUAUUUUCAGGCCCACUCUCUCCAAUCUCCUCUCUCCCUGUGGAGUUUGUCAGUAGCUAUUACACACACACAAACACAAAUACAGUGCAUUGUGUCUGGAGGCUGUGGCAGUGGCCUUGUGGCUUAUGUAUCUCCUCUCUCCAUAAGCCAGAUAUGAGGAUCAGAGAGGAGACACAGUGUGUCUAGCAGCCGAUCAUUAGAAUCCAGGCCCAACUGAGGAUCUGUCUUUUUCAGCAAUCUAUUUCCUGUGUUUGAGGGGUGCGAAAUCCACUUUUCACUUAAAUCUCACUGGAUUGAUUGCUUUCACUUUACACCUGCGACUCUUUCAUACUCUUGCUUGUGCCUGUCAUUUUUCCCCCGUUAACGUUAUGACCGCGGAAAUGUUUGUAAUGACCUGUCAAACACACUCUGGUAAUGGCUGAAUGGGAUACAUUGUCUUUCCGUUGAAUCUAUAAAGCCUUGUUCACAUUGGCAGCUUGAAGUUACUCAAAUCCUAUUUAUUUGCAUAUCUGAUUUGAAUCUGUUCUUUUUCCUGCAGUCUGAACAGACAAAAAACACAUGGAAUCAGAUAUUUCAAGCCACAUUUCAAACCACCUUCGUAGGUGGUUUGAAGUCAGAUACAAAUCUGAUUCCUGACCAUGUGAUUUGUGUCUGAACGAUCAAAUCGUAUUUAUUUGCCCUCAAGUGGUUUUUAGACUGUUAUUCUGCAUAUCUUGUUGCUUGCUAGCUACGCUGUCGGCAGUUUGACAAGAACAUGUGGUAACUAAUUGUUUACAAACAAAUUAGUGAAUGUGCUAGAAAGCUAAACAGCUACCUAGCUAACUAGUUGACUGCUGUGGCUAGCCAAAAACAGCUACCUGGCUAGCUAGUUGACUACUGUGGCUAUCCAAAAAGGACUCGUUUUGAAAGUUGGAUCAUGUUAUAUUUUGAGGCUUUAAAAGUGUUCUUACCCUAUGAUUUUGAACAUUCAAUGCAACUGGGAAAUGUCCAUGGUAGGCAUUGUUGUCACCUUAGCUUGCUACUUCUGAGUGAUAGGAAACACAAGCACCACCACCAAUCACCCUACACCAUUGCACACACUCCCGUUGUUACUAUGACAACCAGCGUAGCCUUGUCAGAAAAUGACUGCUGUCUGAACACACACAAAUCUGAUUUGGUCACUUGUAACUUGCUGUUUGGACAGUCAGUAGUUCAAAACUGAUUUGAGACUACUGACUGUCCAAACAGCAAGUUACAAGUCACCAAAUCAGAUUUGUAUGUGUUCAGACAGCGGUCAUUUGCUGACAAGGCUACGCUAGUCAUAGUAACGACGGGUGUGUGUGCAAUGGUGUAGGCUGAUUAGUGGUGGUGGUGGUGCUUGUGCUUCCUAUCACUCAGAAGUUAUGUAGCAAGCUAAGGUGACAACAAUGUGCAUUUAUCUAUAUGCCAACAUUGCGCAACAAUGCCUAAUUUAUCAUGACCAUUACAAAUAACAAGUUCUAAUUGCUAAAUUGCCCCAUAUAUAGUACCAGUCAAAAGUUUGGACACACCUACUCAUUCCAGGGUUUUUCUUUAUUUUUACUAUUUUCUACAUUGUAGAAUAAUAGUGAGGACAUCAAAACUAUGAAAUAACACAUAUGGAAUCAUGUAGUAAAUAAAAAAGUGUUAAACAAAUCAAAAUAUAUUUGAGAUUUGAGAUUCUUCAAAUAGACACCCUUUGCCUUGAUGACAGAUUUGCACACUCUUGGCAUUCUCUCAACCAGCUUCACCUGGAAUGCUUUUCCAACAGUCUUGAAGGAGUUCCCACAUAUACUGAGCACUCACAAACAAUGUAAAGUAUGUAUAGAUAGGUGUAAUCUAGAGGUAAGCGUGUUAAUUUUUAAUCCGGGGGUAUCCUGCUAUUUACAAAUACCUGAUGCAAUGAAAAAAAAUCUAUGUGCAUUCUAAGAUUUUAUUUUUUUAUUUGACAAAUUGAAUACCAUGAAUUCCUACCAAAAUCCCUGAAAUCCAUUGUCCAACUGUUGCAUUUAUUGGAAUUGUUUUUCUAACAAUUUCGAUGACCGUUGCUACAUUAUUGGGCUAGACACUAGACAGACACUACCGACUGGACUGCGUAUCUAGCAGAAGGUUCUGGCAUAUUAGCCUACAGCAGAGAGACGAAACACACACACACACACACAUACCCAUAACAUCUCAGGAGUCAGAUGAAUCAGAUUGGUCUCCUUAUUCUCCCUGUAGAUGUUGCUGAUGUAACCCAUCUGGGCAGUUUGUAAAGUCUUACUGCAGCUGUAGGACCUAACCAUUUGAGCAUUGGUGACCACUUGAAAGCCAGCGUGGGAGGCAGACUGUGGAUAGUUGUCUCUCAAAUAAAAUAAAAUAAAAUGCAAAUAGUCCGGGUAGCCAUGAUUAGCUGUUCAGGAGUCUUAUGGCUUGGGGGUAGAAGCUGUUAAGAAGCCUUUUGGACCUAGACUUGGCGCUCCGGUACCGCUUUCCGUGCGGUAGCAGAGAGAACAGUCUAUGACUAGGGUGGCUGGAGUCUUUGAUUUCUUUGAUCGGUGUGUGUGUGUGUGUGUGUGUGUGCGUGUGUGUUCCUCUUUAGGUGCGGUGGGCGGAGCAGCAGGUGUCUAGGCGGAGGAAGAAGAGGGAUUUCUACACCGAACCAUCCGACCCCAAAUUCCCCCAGCAGUGGUACCUGGUGAGCAAGGUAGUAGUCAGAUCCCCCAGAACGCUGUAGCCUCUACUGUACUAAAGCCAGGAGUUUUCCCUUAUGUUGAACACAUUGUACAAUUUUAAUUAGAACCUCUUUAACACCCCUUUGACAUGACAGUAUUUAAAAUGUAUAAGACCGCAACAUAGAUACCUGUUGAUAUAGGGAUUCUGCCUAGACAGCCGUUUUAAAAGUGCACUUCACUGCUGUUUACCACAUUCAUACCUUUAAAGCAAAGAGACCUGCUGCCAUACAGAAAAGGCAGGAUGUAGUAAUCAGAGUAUUUCAGUGAGGAAUAGGUUUUAUUUCCCCCAGUCAGUAAGCCUCUUGUUGACAUUUAGCUGAAACAGCUGGAUGUGAUGCCUGAUGAGAGAACUCAUCAUCUGGUUGUCUGUUAUUUAGCUGAAUGUCGUCAAAAUGUUCUAAAGCGUUCUUCACUUUGUUUACUUCAGCUGUCAAGGCCCAAGUUUAUUUUCCAUGUGUAAUGAAUACAUGAUGGCAAUGAAUACAUGGAAAUAAUACAUUGUCUGCAGGCAGUGCUGGAAGGACAGUUUGCCGAAGCUGAGAGCUGAUAAACAGGACUCUGAGACUGUUAUUAGAGAACGACCGAUAUGGAUUUUUUAGGGCUGAUACCGAUUUUUGGGGGGUCAAGGAGGCCGAUGGACGAUAUUUUAGGCCGAUAUUUAAUAUCAUAAAAUUUAACAUUUUGAUGACAAAAUUUCCCAGACAGCCAUGUAUGGAUUCAUGUAGCAAUUAAAAAAUCAGACAAUACAUUUGACUUUAUUUUUACCAAUCUAACUACAUAACAACAUAAUGGUAAUACUUUUAUUUGAAUGGUAAAUCUCUUGAUAAACUGGGUAAAUUAAGAUGCCAUAGGCCUACUCACAAUACAGGUGAAUGGAUAUUCAGUUGGAGUGUGUUCAUGAAUUGAGUUAUUGAGCUUAUUUUGACUGAUCAGUGGAGUAUAUGGUGCUACAGAUAACAAACAAUCUGUUUGCCUUCCAUUUAGGACUUAUAUUAGCCUACUGAGCAACAACAUUUGCAUAGAAGCAUCACUCCAGCAUGUCACGUCUGUAUGGAAGGACAUCAAAUAGGCACUGUUGUUAGUUUGAGAAUAUAAAAGAACAUCUAUUCAAUGCAAAUGGGUCCAAUGUAACGUCAUGAUUUGUGAUCACGGAUGCUUAUGAAACUAGUCAUUUUAGUCAUUUUCUGUGAUCGGGAAAAAGUGUUUUUUACAGCUGUCAGGACUCAUCUCUAAACAACUCAGCUGCCAGGACGAAAUUCAAAACAAUCUGCUUAACUAGCUUGCUUAUUGCAUGCAUAUCCGGGCACGUCAACACAAGCCUUAUUAUUAGUGAAUUAACUAAACUAAUAUUUGCAACAGGAGUUAGAUUUUGGUCACUGUGUCAAUUCAUCUAUUUCUCAAUACUGCACCUUUCUGUUGGAGAAUGAGCUAGCUUGCUGCUUGCUGCUGCAGCUGAUUUUCCCAGCUAGACAUUCCUCGGCAUUGUGCAGGGCUCGUUGCUCCGGCGGUGAGUGGCGGCUGGCAUAGCAGCAGCUUUGCUAUGUAGAGGGACUAGAAAAUGCCAAUAUCGGCCCAAUAUAUAGUCUCGGCUGAUAAUCGGUUGUUCUCUAUCUGUUAUCAACCAGGUGUCAUUCAUCAAGAUGCUCCUCAGUGUGUCCUCUGUUUGAAAGGCUCCAGAUCAGAGCUAAUGAAACAGAAAGCCAUGAUGACACCUGUAGGACUGUUGCUUUCAGAAUGAGACAGUGACCAUCCCUCCUUCUCUCCUCCUCUCAUAGGCUCCGGGAUGCUUUGAUUUCUCCUAAUCCUCCUCCUCUCUCUCUGCACUAAGCCAUAUGAUAGUGGGAAUGGAAUAAUAGCAGCACUGACUGGGCCAGACACAAAUCACCUGUGAAUGGAAGGCUGUGAAACCCACUCUGUCAUUCAGCAUUACUGCUCUAAUCGGCUGAAGGCUCUAAGCAUGUUCUGCUGUGUGUCUGAGGCUGUUCCACAGUCCCUCUGAAGCCAGACACUGGUGGCUUGUCUGUAAUGAGGUUUGCAUGGUUUGCAUGGGGAUGAAUGCUGAUGUUAUAGGGUGAUAUUGCAUACAAGCCUUUUGGAUAGUGUAUCCAAACCAUUUAUUUUCCCUGUCUGAGAAUACAGGGUUUGCACGGUUUUGCCAUAGACUGUUAAAUUAACGAUUGAAAAUAGCUUCCGGGGCCUCCCGAGUGGCGCAGCGGUCUAAGGCACUGCAUCACAGUGCUAGAGGUAUCACUACGGACCUGGGUUCGAUCCCAGGCUGUAUCACAACCGGCUGUGAUUGUGAGUCCCAUAGGGCGGCACACAAUUGGCCCAGCGUCGUUCGGGUUAGGGGAGGGUUUGACCGGGGGGGCUUUACUUGGCUCAUCGCGCUCUAGCGACUCCUUGUGGCGGGCCGGGCACCUGCAGGCUGACCUCGGUCGCAGUUGAACGGUGUUUCCUCCGACACAUUGGUGCGGCUGGCUUCUGGGUUAAGCGGGCAGGUGUUAAGAAGCGCAGUUUGGCGGGUCAUGUUUCGGAGGACACAUGACUCGACCUUUGCCUCCCGAGCCCGUUGGGGAGUUGCAGCGAUGAGACGAUCGAAAUUGGGGCGAUUUGCUUCCUCGUAGGCUGUAUAAAUAGGGCUACAUUAUACUGUAUCCCUAUAGGAUUAGAAAAAGAGGAGCUAACUGCCUUCUUCUGUGUAGUCCCAUGGUAAUUCUGCCACGUGUGUAUAGGAAUCGUGUCUGUGUAAGCAGCACAGUGGCUGCCCUGGGGCCAGGGAUAUUAAGCUCCCUCACUAAAGGCCCUGAUGCUGCUUUGCCUUGGCCCAGCAGGAGGCCUGCCUGCCCUGUGGGGAGAGAUCAGCAGGGAGCAGGGGGGUGGUGGAAGUGGAGGUGGAGGUUGCCUGGAGCUCUGGGGGGAAUCACGUUUUCUCACUCUACCUCUUUCACUCUUUCUUUGUCACUUCCUUCACCCUUUUCUCUCUCCCUCUCCCCCCUUUUCUCUGCUCUUCUCCCUCUCUCUUCCCCUCUCUCUCCCCCUCUCCUCCCUCGCUCCCUGCUGGUUAGAGUGGAGCUCUGCUUUAUAAUUCCCCCUGUGAGCAAGGCGAAUGCUCUCACCAGGUUCUCACUCAUUCAUAUUUCCAGCUGCAGGCCUGCUUCCUCUGACAGGGAAAUUAUAGUUAGCCCCCCACGCUCUGCGGGUUAGCCCCGCUAAAGAGGCUUCCCAGUGACAUACUGUGUGUCAAAGUGUGUGUGUGUGUGUCGCUGUGUGUGUGUGUGUGUGUGUGUCUUUGCCUGUCUAUGUGUGUGUGCGCGUGUUUGUGUGUGGAGGGUAGGGGGUUUCAGCAGGAUAUGAGCACAGCCAAACAUCCAGCACAGCCCCCCAGUGUUACAUUAGCAGGGCUAUUCAUCUUUCAUCUGAGCCACCCUGGUCUCUUUUCAUGUGUAUUUUUGCUGAUGCUCACAUUUUUUUACGGUUGCUCUACUUGUCUGCGUAAUGUGGCUUGCGUGUGUCAAAUGUGAGUCAUACAAAUGUCCUUAAGCAUUCUCCCAUUUUUGGAGAAGUUUACAGAGAGAUGUGCUUUGUGCUAUUGUCGUGACUAUAUAUAUAACAGAAAUAAAGCAAGAUAGUCCCCAAAAAAAUAACUGAUGCCCUAUGUGUUUCGGCACCAUACUGGCCUUCAUCAGGGCUAAACCAUGUGAAACUAUUUGAUAAUAUAAUACUAUAAUAAUGGCUUCAUGAAAGCUUGUUCUUCUGUGUUCCCACCAGUCCAACCCUAGCCAAGCAGACCUGAAUGCCAAGGGAGCGUGGUCCCAGGGUUACACUGGGAGAGGAGUUGUGGUCACCAUCCUGGAUGACGGCAUAGAGAAAGACCACCCAGACCUGGCCACCAACUACGUGAGUACCACAACCACAACCUGCUCUGUGUGGAUGGACGGAAGAAGAAGUAGCCUUCUCCCCAGCUCCACAUUGCUUUCACCUUGCCUGUGUUUUCACAGAGUACAGAUGAGAUAGAAGAAGAAGAGUCAUUUAAUCUGCAUUCUCUGAGCCACACAGCUAGGUGAAGGCAAUGUGAAGAAGGAUGCCUACCUCAGCCUCAGGGCAUACAUAAAAAUGUAUGCGCACAUGACUGUAAGUUGCUUUGGAUAAAAGCGUCUGCUAAAUGGCAUAUUAUUAUAUUAUUAUAAAUUACUUUCCCAGGAAUUGCUUUAAAGUGCAGCAACAGAUGGAGGAAAAGAGACUCUCAAUAAGGCUGUUGAGAUGCAUUCUGAGAGUGGUCACUCUCACCAUAUCCUUACAUCCUUGUAAUUUAGCAGACACUCUGAUCCAGAGCGACUUACAUGAGCAAUUAGGUCUAAGUGCCUUGCUCAAGGGCACAUCGGCAGAUUUUUCACCUAGUCGGCUCAGGAAUUUGAACCAGCUGCCUUUUGGUUACUGGCCUAAUGCUCUUAACCGCUAGGCUACCUUCAGCCUUUACCACCCAUAUCAUGAAAGGGUGCAAUUCAGCCAUAUCCCCAGAUUCACGUGUCUAACACCUGUUUCCAUCUCUGUUCCCAGGACCCUGAGGCCAGCUAUGAUGUCAACGAUGGAGACUCUGACCCCCAGCCACGCUACACACAGCGCAACGAGAACAGGUCAUGUGAUAUCCUGCUCUGCCCCACACCUCAACUGGAUUAUACAUACAUACAUACAUACAUACAUACAUACAUACAUACAUACAUACAUACAUACAUACAUACAUACAUACAUACAUACAUACAUACAUACAUACAUACAUACAUACAUACAUACAUACGUACAUACAUACGUACAUACAUACGUACGUACAUACGUCUCCCGAGUGGCGCAGUGGUCUAAGGCACUGCAUCGCAGUGCUAGCUGUGCCACUAGAGAUCCUGGUUCGAAUCCAGGGGGCGGCGCACAAUUGGCCCAGUGGUAGUACAGUAGUCGUUUAUUUGCCCCUGGCUGAUACCAGCAAGUCUCUCUCUAGGCUUUUGGUGAUUUAAUUAAAAAACCACUGGUCUAAAAGUAAAAGGGGGGCUUCUAAAUUCCUUAAGCACCUCCUCCUCAGCCCCUCUCACCUCCCUCAUACUAACCCCAGCGUGUGGCUGUCUUCUGCCAUGGUUCCAUCCUGGAUCAGAUGGGACACUGCUGCAUUCCUCCCACCUCUGAAACACACAGGAGGAUUUGCCUCAAAUCUCCCCCUUUGUUUCUGGGACGAAUGCCAGUCUUUUUGUUGUAGUUGUUAGUUGGUUUUUCCGCAUUUAUUUUGUUUCAAUGCUUAACAGGAUCUUGCAAUAUGUUGGGGAAAAUAACACUCUUUCAUGACGCUGUGGAAACAUAUUUCAGGUAGAACUGAAUUCUCUCCAAAGCAGGACAUGGUUUAAACUUCCCCAGACUUAAUGUCUUUGAGCUGCCUCUGCCUCUACUGUACAUACUGAAGAGAGAUUCACAGCAUUUUCCCCUGUGAAAUGAAAACAAUGCCUUUGCAUUUCGUAUCACCAAAUGUUUUCCAUUGAACACAGACCCUGUUUCCCCUGUCCUCUUCUCUUUAAGCUGCCUCUCUACUGUACAUAUUGAAGUGAUUCUCUCCCUCUUUAGCUCCCACUAGAGAGCCUUCCCAGAGACACUCGUAUGUGUGUGUGUGUGUGUGUGUGUGUACUGUAUAUACUGUACAUAUGGAAGCGAUUCCCUCCUGUCUCCCUAGUGGAAUAAAAACAAUGGCUUUGCCUCACCAAAAGCUUUCACGGACACUUUUUUCUUCUGCCUCUACAGAAGAGAUGACCUCUUCUUGUUUACCCACUGGAAUAAAAACAAUUAAUAUUAUAAUAAUAUGCCAUUUAGCAGACGCUUUUAUCCAAAGCGACUUACAGUCAUGCGUGCAUACAUUUUUACGUAUGGUACAAUUGGCUUGCAUAGUCAAGGCCAAGUGCUUUCACUUUAACCAGGGACCUUGUUUCCAUGUUUACCUGGAGUAGUACUAGCUCUGCCCCAGCCUAGGCCUACCCCUGCCCCCUUGUCUGUUUGAGGCAAUCACCACUCAGUCCUGAUGACUAGGGAACACAAGACUACUCCCUGGUUGGUUCAGCUUCUUCUAACCAGCUCCACUGCUGCUGCAGCUACUGCUGCUGCUUCUGCACAGAACUUCAGAACACACACAUGCACACAUACACAUUGUAACUAAAAAAACACAUACACACAGUACAGACACAGUACACUACACACAUCGUUUGGCUGGUGCUCUCAAGGCGAUUAUCCAGGACGGAAUCAAUUUAUGACCAUGAAAUGAGAAGCAAGUGUGUGUCUCUGUCAAUAGCGUUGAGCGCUGUGUGUUUGGAGUGACCUGAGGAAAAAUAAAAGCAGAUGAGUUCAGUAAUUCCCCAUAGAGGCGCCCAGCCAGUAGCUGAGUAAUGCUCUCCACCUCCCCACAAUGGGAUUAUAUGAAUAUAUUCAUGGGGAGAAAAGGGAACAGGAGACUUAAGUCAGAAGCUUAUGUCCUCUUCCACCGCCGGCUCAUUUGUAUUGGUGACAUGCAAGGCUGGGUUUUGAAUUCGCAUCCAAUAAGGAGUUGUUCCAGGUAGAUGCUUUGUACUGCAGCUUGGCAGGACUGGCAGGUAUUGUUGGAAGGAUUUUAAGCCAGGCUGGAACAAGGCUCUUGCCUGAGCAGGUAAUUAUUUUGUGCUCCAUCAUCGAAAUGUUUGUCCUCUCUCAGUGCUUUCUCUCCUCCUGUCCUACAUUACAGUGCUGUCAAUACUGUGGAUUAGAGAUUGGAGAGGGUGAGAAGAGCCUGAGAGGUGCUAGGGGUACCCGUGAUGACAGGGCUGCUGUCCACACUCUUGUAGUUUCUCAUCCACCCACCAGAUCUGUCUCUGGGCUUGGCCUUAAUCCCUCUUACUGUCUAUCCUAUCAAUGGUGAGAGGAGAGGCAGAAGAAGAGGUACAACUACCAACCAGAGUGCACAAAUGAAGGAGCAAACUUCACAAUCCAUUGAGACAGUCUGAUCCCUUAUGGGUGCACCUUGGUUGGUACGAGGUAGUUCCAGUAUACUGUAUAUUUGGUUCUGAGGAGAAGCAGCUAGCUGCAGCAGUUCUUCUCACAUCCAAAGCACUCCACUGUGACAAUCACCCACCGGCACAGUGAUGUCUGAAUGUCCUCUGCCCUUUAUUUCCCGCCCCUGAACAACCUUCACCUAACGUCUGGACACCUAUUUUCUCCGGCAGGGUUGGAGACAGUUAUUAUGUGAUUUGAAGAGGGAGAGCCUGGUGUAUAAAAUAUGUUCUCUCUUUCACUCCUCUCUUUCUCUCUUUUACACAACUCAAUAGAAAGUCUCGCCCCUGACUCCUAACUUCAAUGUUUAACACAUAAAAAGUGCCCGUCUAUUCCAAGGCCUGGCUAUGUUGUUUACCAUCUUUCUAUCUGUCUAUCUGAGACGGAGUGUUUAUUUCCCAGACGGCCCAGAGCCUUGAGAUGAAUCAACAGAUGUUAGGAGUGAUGUUGGCAUGCGCCCGCCUUCCAUCCUCACACCUGACAUCUCUCUGUCUCUGUCUCUGUCUCUGUCUCUGUCUUCUCUUCCUCCUCUACUCUCUCUCAUCUCCUCUUCUCUCUCUCUCUCUCUCAUCUCUCUCUCUCUCUCUCUCUCUCUCUCUCUCUCAUCUCUCUCUCUCUCUCUCUCUCGCUCUCUCUCUAUCUUCGCUCUCUCUCUCCUCUCUCUCUCUCUCUCUCUCUCUCUCUCUCUCUCUCUCUCUCUCUCUCUCUCUCUCUCUCUCUCUCUCUCAGUGCAUGCUGGGAGUUUUUUGGAGUUUGAGUGUUUGGUGUGGAGGGCUCUUUCCUUGGUUUUUCCUUUCAAUUUCUCUUUUCUAUGGUGGAGGGUUAAUGCACUGUUUGUUUUAGUAGUACCCACAGUUUUUAUUUUCUGGUGGAGGAGGUUCUGCUCGCGGUCGGUGAACAGGUAGGAGCUGAAUUUAUACAUUCCGCAGAAUGAACAAAGCUGUGGUUGUGUUUAUGAAAAGAGCCAAUUUGGUGGGUAGGCUCAUUUCUAGUGGUAUAUUUGUAAGGGGUGUGUUGGUGCCAAUUUCUACUCUUUCUACCCCUUCGACUAGAGUGGUAGUUGCAAAUUUGCCUCCGUUUAUUACGGAUGAUCAAAUCAGGAAGGAGUUGAGUCGUUUUGGUAAGUUUUCUAGUGGUUUUCAGUCAGAUGCCGUCAAGCAUGUUGUUUCGUUCCGGAAGCAAGUGUUCAUGUUUCUGAAUAACAAUGAGCAACAGUUAAAUGUGCAUUUUAAAGUGAGGCAUGGGGAGGGGCUCUACGCAGGUUUUGCCAGCAUAGAUAGUCUACGGUGCUUUGAGUGUGGGGAUUUGGGGCAUAAGAGCUUUGCGUGCCCACAUAAAGGCCGUAGACAAGGUGAGGGUUCAAGCACCAGUGGGGGAAAUUGAGGUCAACGUGCAGGGGGCCAUGAGACGCAGGCAGCAGAGGCUGGGCCUAGUCAUGCGACAGAUGGUAGUGUAGCUAAGGCUGGGCCAAGUCAUGCUACAGAUGGUGGGUUAGAUGAGGCUGGGCCUAGUCAUGCUACAGAUGGUAGUGUAGCUAAGGCUGGGUCUAGUCAUGCUAUGGAUGGUGGUAUAGCUGAGGCUGGGUCUAGUCAUGCUAUAGAUGGUGGUGUAGAUGAGGCUGGGUCUAGUCAUGUUAUGAAUGGUGGUGUAGAUGAGGCUGGGCCUAGUCAUGCUAUAGGUGGUGGUGCAGAUGAGGCUGGGUCUAGUCAUGUUAUGGAGGGUGGGGUAGAUGAGGCUGGGUCUAGUCAUGUUAUGGAUGGUGGUGUAGAUGAGGCUGGAUCUAGUCGUGUUAUGGAUGGUGGUGUAGCUGAGACGGGGUCUAGUCAUGUCAUGGAUGGUGGUGUAGAUGAGGCUGGGCUUAGUCAGGUUAAGCUAGUGGAUGAGGAGAGUAUAGUGGGGAAGGGUAAGCGACUGGGGGGGGGGGGGGGGGUGGAGGAGGAAAAAGGGGAAGAAGAAAGGAGGUGGGAGGGCAGAGGCUGGUGUGGUGAAAGGCACCAAGGAACCUUUGCCUGGUGCUGGGGGGGAGUUCCCGACUAGAGAGGAAGAGCAGGUGGUCAGGAUGGGAGAUGGAGAUGAGGAGGAGGAAGGUGAGUCUGAGGAGGAAGACGAUGAGGAGGAUUUAUUUUCAGACUCCUCCUCAAUGGGUCCAGAGCUGACAGCCAGUCAGUCAGAGGGGUCAAAGUACCAGGUGAGGGAACUGUCAAGGUUCCUGAAUGAGACUAAGGGGGAAAAAAGUUAAUCUUGAGGCUUUUUUUUUGCGAUCCGGGAAAGUUUGUAAGAUCAGUACAACAUGCUAUGAAAAAUGAGGGGCAUGGUGUCCUCUCACCCAGGAAACGGUUUAGGUUGAGGAAGUGGGUCACAACCGUGCGUAAAAGUCUACCUUCAGACACUGUUUAGAUUAAAGUUUUCUUUCUGGCACUGGGGCUUUUUGAGCUUUGCUAUUGGUCUCUUUCUCUGCUGGCUUUUCUCCCACUUCUUAUGGAGACUCUUUGGGUAGGCUCGCUUAAUAUUAAUGGCGCCAGAGAUGCGGGUAAGAGGAGUGUGUUGGGUGAAUAUGUAAAACAAAAAAAAGUAUAGGUGUUGUUUCUGCAGAAGACGCAUAGCGAUGUGGUGAAUGAAGUUGAUUGGGGGCUCUGGUGGAAAGGGGCAAGUGUGCUGAGCCAUGGGACAAAUGUUAGUGCAGGGGUGGCAGUCCUUUUUGUACCGGGUCUGUCUGUAAAAAUUUGCUCCUCAAAAGAGGUGUGUAGGGGUAGACUGCUUGUAGUAAAAGCAGGGGUUUUGUCUUUAUAAAUAUGUAUGCGCCUAACACAGGGAGAGAGAGGGGGCUUCUAUUUGGGUGUCUUAGACUGGAACUCUCACAGAUAUCGCCUGAGGAGACGCUGGUGCUCGGCGGGGACUGGCACUGUACGAUGGAUUUUACGAAAGACUGAAAUGGGGAGGAGCCUCAUUCUGGUUCAGUGGGGGUGUUAAGGGACAUUAUUAAUCAGUUUGACCUAGUGGAUGUUUGGAGAACUAGACAUCCCAACACAAGACAGUAUACAUGGGUGAAGGUCUUUGGGGCUAGGGUAAGUGCAGCCCGGCUUGAUCGAUUGUACAUGUCUAGGAAUCAGAGCAAUAAGCUGUUGGGCGCUACUAUUCUCCCGGUAGGGCUCGGCUAUCUAUUUCACCAGGGCCUCGGCAGGCAUCCUAUUGGAAGUUUAAUGUAAAGCUCUUACAAGAUGCCACUUUUUGCUCAGGUUUCCAGACUUUUUGGGAAAGGUGGGGGCAGCGAAGAGAGGAGUAUGAGUCUCUGAGUCAAUGGUGGGAUGUGGGAAAAGUCCAAAAUCUGCUUUUCUGCCAACAGUAUACAGCUCUCUCAUCCUCAGAGGCUAGGAGAGUAUUGGGGGAACUCGAACGUAGUAUUAGUGAGAUGGAGGUAGAGCUGGUGGGGCAAGGCAAUGUAGGCCUCCAGGCUAAUUUAGCUGAACUACGUAGGGACCUGGGCAGUUUUUUUCCAGGUUAAAGUAAAGGGAGCACUUGUAAGAGCUAGGUUCUCCAUGCUCAAGGGGAUGGAUGCUCCCAGCUCCUUCUUCUUUGGUUUGGAAAGACAGAGCGGUGAAGCCAAGGGUAUGCAUUGUCUUCGGCUUUCGGAUGGGCGGGUGACCUCUGUGGUGGGGGAGAUGCGGGAGCGGACUGUGGCAGUUUUAUACAGAGUUGUAUAGGGCAGAACUGUGUGAUCCUAUGUGUGCUCAGGUUUUGUUUGCCAAACUCCCUAAGCUCUCUCUGGUACAAAGGGAUGAAAUGGACAUUCCCCUGUUGUCCCAUGAACUGGCAGAGGCUGUAACCCAGAUGUCCCCCGGCUGUGCACUCCCAGUGGAGUUUUAUAAAAAAUUCUGGGGAAUAAUUGGACUGGACUUCUUUUGCGUGUUGCGUGAGUGUGUCGGGGUUGGAGAGUUGCCGUUGAGCUGCCGGCGGGCAGCUCUGACUCUCCUGCCCAAAAAAGGGGACUUGUGUGAACUUAAGAACUGGAGGCCUGUGGCAUUGCUCUGUGCGGACUACAAUAUAUUUGCCAAGGUCCUCGCUAACAGACUGAAGUCCCAUCUGGACUCUAUAGUACACAAGGACCAGACAUAUUGUGUACCAAGACGCUCAAUCACGGACAACUUGUUCUUAAUCAGGGACACGUUGGACUUGUCAAGAGGUUGUAAUGUGAACUUUGGUCUGGUCUCUUUAGAUCAAGAAGGCUUUUGAUAGAGUGGACCAUGAGUAUCUGUUUAAUGUGAUGUCUGUGUUUGGGGAAAGGUUUUUGGCCUAUGUGAAGAUGUUGUAUGCUGGGGCAUCAAGUAUGGUUAAGGUGGGAGGGGGGCUCAGUAGGCCAGUCUGGGUAAAGCGGUGCAUUAGACAAGGAUGCCCUCUAUCAGGGCAGUUAUAUACACUAGCCAUUGAGCCUUUUGUGGGCCUGCUACGCAGGAGACUGCAGGGAGUGUGCUGGACAGGCAUAGCAGUGUCAGCGUAUGCAGAUGACGUUUCUGUGAUGGUCAGGGAUGGUCAGGAUAUGCAGGCACUAGAGAAUAGUCUGAAGGUGUACGAGGGAGCUUCGUCAGCUAAGGUAAACUGGGGCAAGAGCAAAGGUCUGUUAUGUGGGGCAUGGGGGGAUAGGGUCCCUCUGCUUCCAGGGGGUUUGCAGUGGGGUUGUGAAGUGCUUAACAUUUUGGGGGUGUACCUGGGCUCGGAGAGGUGGGUCAGGAAGAACUGGGAGGGGCUGUCACAGGCAGUGGUGUCAAGACUGGCCAGGUGGAGGUGGCUCCUGUCCCAAGUGUCAUAUAGAGGGAGGGUGCUGAUAAUCAACAACCUGGUGGCAUCUUUCUUGUGGCAUAAACUGGCUGUCCUCAACCCCCCCGCCGGUCUGCUCGCAGACCUGCAACGCAAGCUGGUGGAUUUUUUCUGGUCGGGCCAUCACUGGCUGAGGGCGGCAGUGUUGUAUAUGUCCGUAAAUGAAGGAGGACAGGGCCUGGUGGAACUGGAAAGCAGGGUGGCUGCAUUCCGACUAAAGGUGGCGCAGAGACUGCUGUACCAUACUGAUGUCGGAUGGAGGGAGCCAGCAUGCGCGCUGCUGAGAAGAGCUGGCGGAUUAGGGUUGGACCGGCAGCUAUUCCUCAUGAGGCUGGAGGGGCUGAGUACAGCAGGUCUCUCUGAUUUUUACUCUGCGGUGCUGAGGGCCUGGCAGCUACUAAGGCCCACACGAGAAGGGGGUGUGGAGCUUGGGCUGUGGGUGUGGGAGGAGCCUAUCUUCCACAACCCAGCCAUCCUUUUGAGAUCGGUUCAGUCGGCCACCCUGAAGAGGCGACUGAUGGCAGCGGGAUUACUAAGGCUUGGUGACCUGCGACUGCUGGGAGAGGAGGGGUGGAAAACCCCAGAAGUCCUAGCACAACAAACAGGACUAACAUCUCUUAGGCUGCUGGAGAGAUUCCUGGGGGAAGUCCAGGAGGCACUGUCUGAGCCGGUAAAGGGGGUGUUUGAGCGGCCAAAGGGGGAGGGGCCACCAAUGUUUCCGCCACUGCACGUGACGGCAGACUGGGGACUGGCAAGGGGGUCUGGAGGACUUGUUAGAUUUUAACACUCCGAGCCUGGGGGAGUUUGAAGGGGUGGGAGGUAAAGCCCUAUACAACCUCUGUAUUAAGGUAAGGAACAUCAGGAGCCUAACAGGAGUGAAGGCACAUCAGUGGCAGGGAGUAUGUGGGGCGGAGAGUAUGAUGGGUUUUAGAUGGAGGGGGCUCUACAACUCCCAGUACCAAAGAGGUCAGGGGACCUCCAGUGGAGGGUUUUACAUGGAGCCCUGGCCACUAACAGCUGGUUGGCACGCGUUGAACCGGGAGUCGGACAGGGGUGUCCUUUCUGUGUCAUGAGUGAAACUGUGAUUCAUGUGUUUUCUAUGUGCGCCAGGUUAAUGCCUUUAAUGUCUCUGUUGGAAUGUCUGUGUGAGAUGUUGGGGGUGGAGUUUACUGUCGGGAUGUUUAUAAUGGGGUACAGGUAUUCAAAUAAGGAAAUGGCUAAAUGUGUGUUGUUGAAUUUUCUGUUUGCUCAGGCAAAGUUGGCUAUUUGGCUAACAAGGAGGAACAGUUCAAAGGUGGGGGGAUAACAGACCCUUUACUAUUAUUUAAUGGGAUUGUCUCUGUGCGCCUUAGGGUGGAAUUUGGUUUCUAUAAAAUGAUAAAAAGUGUGGAGAUGUUUCAAGAGAUAUGGUGUGUUGGGGGGACUGUCUGUAUAGCUGGGGAAGAUGGUCUGGAUAUACGGUUGUAGAAGUGGUGAGGUUUGGGUUAUUGUGAUGUGUGGUGUUGUUUUUGUAUCGUGGGGUAGAGGGAAAGGUGAGUAUGCCGUACAGGGGAUAUGGGUAUUUUUUAUUGUUAUUUUAGGGGGUGGGGGUGAGGUUUUAAUGACGAGGGCUGAGUGAUUGAAAUUGUGCGUCUGUGAGUGAUUGAAGGCUGCUGUGCUCCUGCUCCAGCCACUUCAAUAAGUCAUUGAGUACUGCAAAUGGUCUGAGCCCCUGAACCCCCCACCAUACUGGACACCAUCACCAAUAUACAGAUACUGGCCAGGCCUGGUGAAUGGCAGAUUUAAGCAGGUGUGUCACUGCUGUGAACAGUUAGACCUCCCUCAGUGAGACACGACACAGCUUAGGUCAGCUUGCUUUGUUGCUUUGUUUAGAAGCCUCUUUGUUGGACUGCCUUAA